This is a messenger RNA of Plutella xylostella (diamondback moth), 858 nucleotides long. RefSeq names its product exosome complex component Rrp40 (gene Rrp40). The record is from RefSeq and is a predicted model, not a curated record. Gene Ontology annotation, cellular component: nuclear exosome (RNase complex); cytoplasmic exosome (RNase complex). Gene Ontology annotation, molecular function: RNA binding. NCBI's taxonomy places the organism in Eukaryota, Metazoa, Arthropoda, Insecta, Lepidoptera, Plutellidae. Gene Ontology annotation, biological process: poly(A)-dependent snoRNA 3'-end processing; nuclear-transcribed mRNA catabolic process, deadenylation-dependent decay; U4 snRNA 3'-end processing.
UUAACUCUUGUCAAAACAAACAAACGUGGGUUAUCCAGAAUUUAGUUUAUUUUAUUAAAAUUCACAUAAAAUCCAUUUUAUACUGCUGAAAUUUGAAAAUCUUACAUUACAAUGAAAGUAUCUAUCGGUGACGUUGUACUCCCGGGUGAUUACUGCGAUGAAAUCGUCAGUGUCGGCGAAAAAAGCAGGGUGCUUCUCGGCCCCGGCCUCCGAAAAGAGUUUGAUAAAGUGUAUAUGACGAAGGCAGGCAUCCUGCGUAAGAAAAACCCGAACACAUACUGGGUAGAUAGUCACCAGAAGCGGUACGUGCCAGCUCGGGGCGAGAACGUGAUCGGGAUAGUGACGCAGAAGGCAGGAGAUGUGUUCAGGGUGGAUGUCGGCGGAAGCUGCUCCGCGUCCCUCUCCUACCUCUCGUUCGAGGGCGCCACCAAGAAAAACAGACCGGAAGUGCAAGUUGGAGACGUCGUGUACGCCAAAAUGCUGGUUGCCAGCAAAGACAUGGAGCCAGAACUAGUCUGUGUAGACUCACACGGCAAGAAAGGCCGACUAGGUGUCUUAAAUGAAGGAUUUGUAUUCAAAUGCUCGCUAAAUUUAGUCAGAAAGAUCUUGAGCGCUUCAUGCCCACUAAUAGAGUCAAUCAAGAAUGAAUGGCCAUUUGAACUAGCUGCCGGCAUGAAUGGUCGCAUCUGGGUCAAAGCUAAAUCUAUGAGAGAGACUAUAGCUGUUGGAAAUGCCAUAUUAGGCUCUGAAUACCUGAGUGAGCAAGAAAUUAAGAGUAUGUGUAAUAAUAUUGCUACCAUAUUAGCUGGACAUGUUUCGUAAUAUAGGGUAAUUGUAAAUAGAUUAUUUUUCAACUCA